AUUGAACUUGUCAAAGUCAGCAAGAUGAGUAGCCUGCCAGCCAAUUGCAAGCGCAUCAGUCGUGAACAGCGAUGCAUUCAUGCUGAAGCUGUGGCUCAGCGAGAGUUCGAUGAACCUCACUUUGCGGUGUAUCAUGACAAAUUCCUGCAGAUUCUUGGAGAGAAGCCCUCAAUAGAACUCGCUGUCGAGAAGGACUGGCCAUUCGCGCACGAAGCCGGAGUCUACAUUCCCGAUCAAGAUGCAGUGUACAUCACUAGUAAUGGUCUAGACACGCCAUCAGGCAAGACGAUCAAAAUCGGCAAAUUGAGCAGAGAUGCAAGCAGCGGCAAAUGGCAGUACGAAGAACUCCAGACCGACAUCUCGAUGGGAAAUGGCGGAAUCAUCUACCAAGGCGGAGUUCUCUUCUGCGACCAAGGACAUGUGAACACUUCAGGUGGCUUGGUGCUCAUGGAGCCGAGGCCGCCAUAUGCGACCAAGACGCUGUUGUCUUCGUACCACCAUCGCCGCUUCACGAGCGUGAAUGAUGUCGUGAUGCAUACUGAUGGGUCGAUCUGGUUCACCGAUCCCAUCUAUGGCCACGAGCAAGGUUUCCGUCCAGAGCCGCAGCUACCUUGUCAAGUGUACCGAUUCGAUCCUGAGUCGGGAGAUAUCCGAGUCGUGGCUGAUGGGUUUGGGCGGCCGAAUGGAUUGUGCUUUUCCCCAGAUGAGCAGACGUUUUAUGUGACGGAUACGGACUGGAUCCAUGGGGAUGGCACGACAGAUCUGACGCGUGCAUCACACAUAUAUGCAUUUGAUGUGAUCGACAGGCAUGGCUCGCAUUUCUUGGCCAAUAGGCGGGUAUUCGCAAUGGCGGACGAAGGCAUCCCGGACGGCAUCAAGUGCGAUUUGCAAGGCAAUGUCUACUCAGGAUGCGGGGAUGGCGUCCACGUCUGGACCCCUGGAGGCAGUCUGAUGGGAAAAAUCAAGGUGCAAGGUGGUGUCGCGAACUUUUGCUUUGGGCGCAAAGGCGAGUUGUUUCUGCUGAACGAGAGCAAGUUCUGGGUCGUCAAGAUCAGCGAUGACGUGCAGGGAGCGUUAUUGGCCAAUAUGAAGAUUGCAGUGUAGACAGUCAUCCCACCUCAAUGGAAGCUGCCGUGUCGCUUGUUUCGUGUCGUGCCGCUGUGAACGUGCAUGAACGAC
Molecule: messenger RNA, 1179 nt
Organism: Cercospora beticola
Lineage: Eukaryota; Fungi; Ascomycota; Dothideomycetes; Mycosphaerellales; Mycosphaerellaceae
Product: SMP-30/gluconolactonase/LRE family protein
Source: RefSeq, a predicted model, not a curated record